AUGAUCAUGGCGCUGAAGAUGCUGACAGCUGCCAGUUGCUUUGUGAAGGCCAUGUUGCGACCUUCUCCUCUCUGCCAUUCUUGGGAGAUUUUAUUUGGCCGUGAGACCUCACUGAGGAGCUUCUCUUUUAAACAUGGUAUUCCUCCAUCAGCCAAGUAUGGUGGGCGACACACUGUGACUAUGAUUCCUGGGGAUGGCAUCGGGCCUGAACUUAUGCUGCAUGUUAAGACUGUGUUCAGACAUGCAUGUGUGCCUGUGGACUUCGAGGAGGUGAUAGUUAACUCCACUUCUGGUGAAGAGGACGUUCACAAUGCCAUCAUGGCAGUCCGUCGAAACUGCGUGGCCUUGAAGGGCAACAUCGAAACUGACCACAACCUGCCACCGUCUCACAAAUCCCGCAACAAUAUGUUUCGCACCACGCUGGAUCUCUAUGCCAAUGUUAUCCAUUUUAAGAGUCUGCCAGGAGUGGAGACAAGGCACAAGGAUGUUGACAUCUUAGUUGUUCGGGAAAACACAGAGGGUGAAUACAGCAACCUGGAGCAUGAGAGUGUGAAAGGAGUGAUCGAGAGCCUGAAGAUCAUUACCAAGGCCAGGUCUUUGCGCAUUGCUGAAUAUGCCUUCCAAUUGGCCCAGGAGAUGGGGCGCAAGAGAGUGACGGUUGUGCACAAGGCCAACAUCAUGAAACUGGGAGAUGGUCUCUUCCUACAGUGUUGCAGAGAGGUGGCCUCCCGCUAUCCUCAGCUCACUUUCGAAGGCAUGAUUGUGGAUAACACCACCAAGCAGCUGGUAUCUCGGCCCCAGCAAUUUGAUGUAAUGGUGAUGCCCAAUCUUUAUGGCAACAUAGUCAACAACAUCUGCACAGGGUUGGUUGGGGGAGCAGGCCUCGUGCCUGGUGCAAACUAUGGCCAUACGUAUGCAGUGUUUGAAACAGCCUCAAGGCAAUCAGGCAAGAAUUUAGCCAAUAAGAAUAUGGCCAACCCUACUGCCAUACUUCUGGCAGGCUGCAUUUUGCUAGAUUACCUCAAGCUCCACUCCUAUGCCACCUCCAUUCGCAAUGCAGUCUUGGCGUCCAUGGAGAACAAAGAUGUCCAUACUCCAGACAUCGGAGGUCAGGGUACCACAUCAGAUAUCAUUCAGAGUAUCACAAAUCACAUCAGUACUGUCAAUUAA
Lynx canadensis (Canada lynx) is the source of this 1170-nucleotide messenger RNA. RefSeq names its product isocitrate dehydrogenase [NAD] subunit gamma, mitochondrial-like. The record is from RefSeq and is a predicted model, not a curated record. Gene Ontology annotation, cellular component: mitochondrion. Gene Ontology annotation, biological process: isocitrate metabolic process; tricarboxylic acid cycle. NCBI's taxonomy places the organism in Eukaryota, Metazoa, Chordata, Mammalia, Carnivora, Felidae. The transcript has a single exon. Bases 1 to 1170 code for a protein of 389 amino acids.